Messenger RNA from Mugil cephalus (flathead mullet), 1062 nucleotides. Its product is annotated as 40S ribosomal protein S19. Gene Ontology annotation, cellular component: ribosome; cytosolic small ribosomal subunit. The transcript is spliced from 6 exons. Lineage: Eukaryota; Metazoa; Chordata; Actinopteri; Mugiliformes; Mugilidae. Gene Ontology annotation, biological process: translation; ribosomal small subunit assembly. Bases 156 to 614 code for a protein of 152 amino acids. Gene Ontology annotation, molecular function: RNA binding; structural constituent of ribosome. The record is from RefSeq and is a predicted model, not a curated record.
AGUCUCCCCUCCACCUGCAUCAGCAUCCUUUCCUCCUCUUCCUCCUCUUCCUCCUUCCUCCUGCUGCUUCAUUGCUUCACUCCUUCGUCCACACUGGGACCACACAACCACACCUCACCUCCUGGCCGUCGACUGCGUGGCAUAUAUGAAAAAAAAUGCCCAGUGUCACUGUGAAAGAUGUCAACCAGCAGGAGUUUGUCAAGGCUCUGUCAGCUUUCCUCAAAAAGUCUGGCAAACUUAAAGUCCCCGAGUGGGUUGACACGGUGAAGCUGGCCAGACACAAGGAGCUGGCUCCCUGCGAUGACAACUGGUUCUACACCAGAGCAGCGUCCACGGCCCGUCACCUGUACCUGCGAGGAGGGGUGGGCGUGGGCGCCAUGAUCAAGAUCUACGGGGGCCGUCAGAGGAACGGCGUGUGCCCCGCCCACUUCAGCGUGGGCUCCAGGAACGUGGCGAGGAAGGUCCUCCAAGCUCUCGAGGGCCUCAAGAUGGUGGAGAAGGACCCCAAUGGCGGUCGGAGACUUACCCCUCAGGGGCAGAGAGACCUGGAUAGGAUUGCUGGUCAGGUUGCCUCGGCGAGUAAGAAACAGCGGAGUUUGCAAAGCGCCAUCUGAGGGAAGCAAUGCAAAGAAUCCAGAAAUGCAGCGAUGCCUUACUGCUUGUUUACUCGAGUUCGCUUGCCUCCCGUGUCGACCCAGUGCCCGCAGUAACAAGAGCACAAAGGGCACGUCGUAGAGAUGCAUGUGUCUAUAGUGCAGUAAGUUUAAAUUACAUAGUAUACCCGAAUGUUUGCUGCCUUUGUUUGAAUGUCGAGAGAGAGCAAUGGCAGCAAAACGCAGAAUGCACACAACUACCACUCAGAGUAAGAGCAUGUUAAUAUUGUUGCCCACAGAUGUGAAGCUGCGAAGAACUGCAGAAAAACAGAAGCAAUGCAAUAGAUACUAAUACAUAUUUUUAUUGCAUUCAAUUUUUUUGCAGAAUAAUAGCAUUUUAUCAGUGACAUGCGUACGUAUUAUAUAAUAAUACACACAGUGUUCAUAAUAAACUGAGAAUGAGCACUGA